AUGAUAACACGCCGUCGCAUACUUGAGUUUCUGGAGGAGCAGCAAAUACAGCCUGAUGAAGUGUUCUUGAUGGAUGGUGGUGAUUUCGUGGUGUCCGACCUGACAGAUAAAUGGCUGGGCACGCGCAUCAUAUCUAUCUCCGCCAACAGCACAAUAGAGCCGCUGAACAUAAGCCCCUUCUGGAUGGCGAUCCUUCUGGAAUCAUACCACGUGCGGUUUGAGUUUCUUCAAGUAUUGCUGGCAUUUGGAGACGAGCCACAGCAUACUGAGGCUUGCAAUGGGAAUGAUGCUUUCUACGAAACCGAGAACCAGGGCUCAAAGAGAUGCUACGCUCAGUACUGGAGACCAUACCUGAGAUGGAUGGGGGAAGACUAUGACAAGAUUAACAUUCUCGCUGCGGUCGCAGACACUUCGGAUGUUGGGAAAGAAUCUUUCGAACAACUGCGAAGACUACGCAUGCUCAAAGACUACACAGACUUGGCAACUGGGUACUGUAUGAGCAAUCUCCAAGUGCUCUCCUCGCUUCGCCUGAGCAUGGAAACAUCUUCUAGCAGUACGGACUCCAUCCUGUCGGUGGAAAACAGUGUUCGGAGCCAUGUGAAAAGCCUCGAGUUGCUAAAGGACCGUAUAGACAAUACUAUUCAUCUAAUCAGUCUCACGGUAGACCUCCACAAUCAAGAACAGGCGGCGACGCUGAAUCUGAAGAUGAAGAAGCUCGCGGAGGAGACUAGUGCCGUGACCAAGAAGUUGGCGGUGAUAUCAGAGCAUUCGGCGAACGAAACCGAGGUGGUCCGAAUGAUCACGAUCGUCUCCGCGAUCUAUCUGCCUGGUAGCUUCGUAACUUCCAUCUUUGGUAUGAACUUCUUCCAGUUUGAUAAGCAAGGCGGUAUCGCCAUGUCUAGAGGAAUUUGGAUCUUCAUUUCUGCCUGGUCAGGCCUGGUUGUUUCCUCUCAUCUGGUCACUCACUGGUCCUAUGGCAAGAGGCGAGUCAUUGGCUUCACUACAACUACAGAAUCAAGGGAGCCUUUCAUGAUAGGCCGCAACGCAGUUCAAGGGCACCCCCGGAAUUUGACCACGCUCAAGGAUGCGGGCCUGCAGCGCUGGUCUUUUGAGCGACUACAGGCUCAGAGGCCUCAAAUCAUCGUAGGCGCAGGCAAAUACAUUUCGCACAAGCAUGCAUGA
Messenger RNA from Cryphonectria parasitica EP155, 1182 nucleotides. RefSeq lists its product as uncharacterized. Gene Ontology annotation, biological process: transmembrane transport; metal ion transport. The coding region runs from base 1 to 1182 and encodes 393 amino acids. The transcript has 10 exons. Gene Ontology annotation, molecular function: metal ion transmembrane transporter activity. Lineage: Eukaryota; Fungi; Ascomycota; Sordariomycetes; Diaporthales; Cryphonectriaceae. The record is from RefSeq and is a predicted model, not a curated record. Gene Ontology annotation, cellular component: membrane.